AUGAAAUUAGACUGGGCACUGUUUUUCGUAAUUUCAUUGUUAUAUUUAUCAUUAAUUGGUUGUAGCAAAAAUUCCGAUGAGUCUAACAAACCAGAUAUCGCUAGAGCAGGGAAAACGAGGCGUCAGAAAAUGGUUCAAAACUCGGCAGUUGGUACUCUGUCGAAUGUAAUCACGCAAAUUCAAAAUUUGCCAAAUAUGGAUCUCGGGAGGCGAUUCAGAACACCGUGUAAGACGGGUAAUAAAUGUGGCAAGGUCAUUAAACGCUUAAUGGUGCCAAAACUGGCCCAAUUGGAGAACACUAUUAUGGGCGUGAUGAAGGAGCUCUCAAAGAUGCCACCAGGAUCCCGCCUUCCCGAUAAAUACACGAAAACUGAGCCGAUUAAACUGUUGCUAGACCAGAAUUACAAAGAAGACGUAUGUAUGGACAAACUGGAGUCAUGUUUAAAAGAAGAUAAACGUCGGAAACGUAUAUUAAAGAAGCUGUUUUUCAAGAAAUAUAACGCCGUAAGACAAGAGCUAAUUGGUUACGGUGGGCGGCGGCUCUGGGGCGGCGAAGGAAAUCUUUUUUAUAGGCGAUAG
Messenger RNA from Pieris macdunnoughi, 579 nucleotides. The record is from the annotation of a GenBank genome assembly. NCBI's taxonomy places the organism in Eukaryota, Metazoa, Arthropoda, Insecta, Lepidoptera, Pieridae.